UUUUAAUUUCUCCAUCUUACUUUAAUGUGUUAUUUGAAGGAAAUUAUACGCAUAAUUUCAGUGAAGGUGCAUUUGCACUGUGAAAAAUGUGAACUAGACCUGAGGAAGAAGUUGCUUAAACACAAAUCCAUUUAUAGUGUUAAAACUGAUAUGGAGGCAGAGAUUUUGACCAUCAAAGGAACAAUUGAACCAGAGAAACUACUCACAUACAUUCGAAAGAAGGUGAACAAACAUGCCGAGAUUAUAGAUUCAAAGACAGUGAAAAAGAAAGAGAAGGAGAAAGAAGAGGAGGAGGAGAAAAAGGAGAAGAAAGAAGAAGAAAAAGUCGAAGAGAUAUUCACUGAGAAAAUUAAGAUUAUCGAAAUCGAGGAGGAGGUAAAGGUGGAAGUGAAAGGCAAGGAAGGCGAAGCUCCAUACUUCAUUCACUAUGUUUAUGCACCCCAAUACUUCAGUGAUGAAAAUCCAAAUGCAUGUAUUGUCAUGUAAUUAGGAACAAUACAACAAUUCUUAUGUU
This is a messenger RNA of Rubroshorea leprosula, 514 nucleotides long. The record is from the annotation of a GenBank genome assembly. NCBI's taxonomy places the organism in Eukaryota, Viridiplantae, Streptophyta, Magnoliopsida, Malvales, Dipterocarpaceae.